AUGGGUUUCUCAACGGAUCUGCAAGAUGCUUUUUCUCACGAGGCAUUAGUUGGACUACAAGAUGCAGAGCUUAAACUUCUUGAAAAUAUGAAGAAGUGCGUUUUGCUUCGAGCAAAAUGUGAUCGGGAUUAUGCAUCUUCAUUAACAAUGGUUAGCAAUCAAGCCCUGAAACUUGAUCUUUCCAAAGAAUUGGAAGGCAGCUCAAUUGCAAGGGCUUGGUAUGCUAUUUCUGAAGAAAUGGACAUCAUGAGUAAAAUCAUCAGGAGAAAUGCCGACUGCUUGACUUCUUCAACUAUUGAAGCAAUAAACAAUUUAAUCUCGGAGAAAAGAGCUCUAAAAAAUCUUUAUGUAAUGGAGCAUGACACACUUCAUGGAGAACUAAGUAGACUACAUAAUUCAGUUGAGUCAAUGAAAACUGAAUACGAAAAAUAUCUUGAAAUGUGGAAGGAAGCAAAAUCAAAAUAUGAAGAGCAAUAUAUUAAAGGUAAAGGUGCCAGAAAAGUUGAAGAUGCAAAGGAGAGGUAUCAAAAGAGUGCAAAAAAAUUGCAUGUUUUACACAAUGAACUAAUUUUGACCUUGUGUGAAGCAUCAGAAUAUGAACGCCAUUUUAGAACUACCUUGAUACCUGGAUUGCUUUAUUAUCAACAAACUGUUAUGGAAGAUUCUGCAGAAACAUGGAAAUCUGUUUUGCAAGAAUAUUUUGAGGUCAUUAAUCUCACUUCAGAACAGUUUCAAGCUGUGCAUACGAGAAUGAGUAAAAGCAUUGAAGUUAUUGACAGUGAAGAUGAAUACACAGAUUUUAUAUGCAAAAAUAGGUCUGAUCCUCUACAGCCAAUAGAUUUCAAAUAUGAUGUUUCCUUAUUAAAAGAUAUAACUGGACCUCUGCGGCCCAAUGAGCUGAUAGCUGAUGAUUUUACAAUGGAUAUUCUUCUUGACAAAAAAAAAGAACUUGAAUCCAAACUUAUAAAGUGUGAAAAAGAUCUUUUAAAAAUGCAAGAGGAUUUGCAACAAUAUGAAGAUGAAAUCAAGUUAUCCCAGUUUGACAACAGAGAUUGUUCAAACCUGCGAGUAAAGAAAAGGGCCGUAGACAUUUUGGUGAAAAAUCUGAGUCAUUCUCAGUGCAUUGAGCAUAUCUUGCAUGUACAGCUUCAUUUAGUCAACUUUGCUCUGUCGUGUAUAGACAAUGACACCUCGCCAUCUGAGCUGGAACAUAAUGACCAAAAGGCUUGCAGUCAGAACAGUUCCAAUGAACAAAAAGAAGAUUUCAAUGUGACAUUAAGCAGGAAGUCGAAAUUUAUUAUGGACAAAUUGAAGCAACCGUUUUUUACCCUCAAACAAAGGCAUGUUUCUGCCUGCCCUCCAUCUCCACCAAAUAAAGAUUUUCUCGAUAAUGUUGUUGAGACUGAAAGAGUAACAUUCAAGAAGGAAAUUAAAGAUACCAGUUAUCAAAAUGAAGAUUGGUUCCAUGGUGUAUUACCCAGAGAGGAAGUUGUACGUCUUUUAGUGAAUGAUGGUGAUUUUCUUCUGCGAGAAACAGUUAGAUAUGAAAAAAAGCAACUAGUUUUAUCCGUUUGUUCACAAGGAUAUAAACAUUUUAUAGUUCAUAUGACCAGUGAUAAAAAGUACAGAUUUGAAGGCCCAAAUUUUGACACUAUUCAAGAGCUCAUAAUGCAUCAGUUUCAGUCAGGGCAGCCUGUAACCAUGAAAUCUGGAGCUAUAUUAAAGAGGCCAAUAGCUCGGGAGAGAUGGGAACUGAAUAACGAUGAUGUUGAAUUAAUUGAAAAAAUUGGCUCUGGUAAUUUUGGCGAUGUGUACAGAGCUCAACUUGAAAAUUACAGAGAAGAAGUGGCUGUAAAAACUUGUCAUGUUAAUUUGCCUGAUGCUCAGAAACGAAACUUUUUGCAAGAAGGUAGAAUUCUGAUGGAUUAUAAUCACCCGAACAUUGUUAAGUUUAUUGGAAUCUGUGUACAAAAACAUCCUAUCAUGAUAGUAAUGGAGCUUGUCCCAGGUGGAUCACUUUUAAAUUUUCUUCAAAAGCACAAUGAAAGUUUAACACUGAAUCAGUUACUUUCGUUCUGCAUUGAUGCAGCUGCUGGCAUGGAAUACUUAGAGAGCAAAAAUUGCAUUCAUAGGGAUUUAGCAGCUCGAAAUUGUUUAGUCGAUGUAAAUAAUAUUGUAAAAAUAUCAGACUUUGGAAUGUCCAGGAAAACUAUUGAAUAUGUUGUGACUGAUGGAAUGAAACAAAUACCCAUUAAAUGGACUGCUCCUGAGGCUUUAAAUUAUGGCAUUUAUACUACUCUUUGUGAUGUUUGGAGUUAUGGAAUUCUUAUGUGGGAAAUAUUUUCUCUUGGAAGUGUACCAUACCUCGGUUUAUCAAAUAACAAGGCAACUGAAAUGGUCGAAAAUGGAUAUCGUUUACAGCCACCUGACAACACGCCCCCUGAAAUAUACGAAAUUAUGCGAAAGUGCUGGGAAUACGACCCUCAAAAGCGACCUCAUUUCGGCGAAAUACAUUCCUCCCUGAACAUAUUUGCUGGCUCAACUUUGAUGGAAGAUACAGUGGAGUUAUAA
Messenger RNA from Uloborus diversus, 2571 nucleotides. Its product is annotated as tyrosine-protein kinase Fer-like. The transcript is spliced from 17 exons. The record is from RefSeq and is a predicted model, not a curated record. The coding region runs from base 1 to 2571 and encodes 856 amino acids. Lineage: Eukaryota; Metazoa; Arthropoda; Arachnida; Araneae; Uloboridae. Gene Ontology annotation, molecular function: non-membrane spanning protein tyrosine kinase activity; ATP binding. Gene Ontology annotation, biological process: peptidyl-tyrosine phosphorylation.